UGCAGAGGGAAUUCUGCUCGCCAGUGGAUUAGUUCGCUAUUCUUGCACACAACUAACACUUUUACACAGCUGAACCCGGCUUCAGUGUUGGGUUUGUAAAAAACGAGCGUGGCUUUCAGGGCGGAGGAUUGAGUUCUUGUGCCUGUUAUUUGGAAAUUAAAGCCAGCGAGAGUAAAGCUGUUGGAUUUCUGAUGGCAGCGGAGUGGAAAGAGUGAAGUUCGACGACGACACCAACGAGAAAAAGACAGUUAUAAUACGUUCACACGCUGUUUUGCAAGCCACAGUGCGCCUUGUGCAGAAGAAUGGGAUUUUAGAAACAGAGAAAGGAAGAGCCUUGGGAGUUGUGGUAGCAAAAAACACACACAUUGAAAAUGGAAUUGGGACCUACAGAUGUAAUGGAGCGCAAAGGAGCGCUGACUUUGCGCUCCAAUUCUGCAUAUUAUGGAAGACCCACUCUUGUGUACCGCUGGUACUACAACAGAGAGGCUGAACCUAAAGAUUAUGACAUACAUGAAAUUCCUCUGGGAUUUAAAAACCUCUGUCGUUCUACCUACUGGCGACUUGGAACCAUGGAUCAGAAAUGGCUGACCACGUAUCAAGACUAUUCAUCUCAACCCUAUAGAAUUAAAGAAUACAAGGAGCUGGAAAUGCAUACGUCUGUGUUGGAUAAGGAUAAUUUUGAACUAGCUGUUCUUGACAGGGAAACAGGACUACCUGAAACAGGUGUGGGAGCUGUGUUGCCACAUCACUCUCCUGAUCACUUUAAAAUGCUGCUGGACACAACAUAUAGAAUAGACUAUGUUCCACCAUAUGACUAUCAACCCUAUAUUACACCAGAAGCAGGUGGCUAUUCCAUAGUUCACAGAAAAUGUCAUUCUCAGUUUACUGACACAGCAGAUUACAGAAGGCAUGGUAUCAACACGUGGCAAGAUGAAAGUGGAGUGUAUGCCAACACAGAUCUAAAGCAAAAAGUAUUUCCUGUAACUAACCCUAUACUAACAAAUGUUGAAAAUGAUGCAUAAGAACUAGUACAUCUACAAAAAUAAAGAUUAUCUACAUAA
Molecule: messenger RNA, 1061 nt
Organism: Pogona vitticeps (central bearded dragon)
Lineage: Eukaryota; Metazoa; Chordata; Lepidosauria; Squamata; Agamidae
Source: RefSeq, a predicted model, not a curated record